CAAUCUUAAAACACACACGAAUGAUCUGAUCCUUCCUUCAUCCUUCUUCCCUCUCCCUGGAUCUGGAACCACAUACCAUUUGCUCCAUUCCGCCAUUGGAAGAGCAGCUCUUGGAUCUCAUACAAUGCGUGCGCUUUCCUUCUUCCCAGCCUUGUGCAUUUUGCUCCUUGCGCCCAAUGCCUUCAGCUUCUAUCUCCCGGGUGUUGCCCCCGAAGAUUUUCAAAAGGGAGAUCCAUUGAACGUGAAAGUAAACAAACUGACCUCUAUAAAGACUCAGCUUCCAUAUUCAUACUAUUCUCUUCCCUACUGUCACCCCAACAAGAUAGUCGACAGCAGUGAAAAUCUUGGAGAAGUACUUCGUGGAGACCGCAUUGAGAACUCCCCCUAUGUGUUCAAAAUGAGGGAACCACAAGUCUGCAAUGUUGUCUGUCGAGUUACACUCGAUGCCAAAAAAGCAAAGGCAUUCAAAGAAAAAAUUCAGGAUGAAUAUCGUGUUAACAUGAUCCUUGAUAAUCUCCCUUUGGUUGUUCCGAUCCCAAGGUCAGAACAAGAAGGUCCUCCUAUCUACCAGCUCGGUCAUCAUGUUGGGCUGAAAGGGCAGUAUGCCGGUAGCAAGGAUGAAAAAUACUUCAUAUACAACCACUUGAGCUUUACGGUCAAGUUUCACAGAGAUGAGUUGACUGAUUCAGCUAGGAUUGUCGGUUUUGAGGUCAUACCAUUUAGUGUCAAACACGAAUAUGAUGGAAAAUGGGACAAGAAUGCUCAUCUCACUACAUGCUAUCCCCAGUCAAAGAGAACAGUUUCUUCUUCGAACUCCCCUCAAGAGGUUGAAGAUAAACAAGAAAUCAUUUUUACUUAUGAUGUCGCAUUCCAGGAGAGUGAUGUGAAGUGGGCAUCAAGAUGGGAUACGUAUCUUCUGAUGACUGAUGAUCAGAUCCAUUGGUUUUCCAUUGUGAAUUCUCUCAUGAUUGUGCUCUUCCUCUCUGGCAUGGUUGCGAUGAUAAUGCUGCGAACACUUUACCGGGACAUCUCAAAGUACAACGAACUCGAGACUCAGGAGGAGGCCCAGGAAGAGACGGGAUGGAAAUUGGUGCACGCAGAUGUGUUCAGGCCUCCUACCAACUCGGACUUACUCUGUGUUUAUGUCGGGACCGGUGUACAAUUUCUCGGGAUGAUGCUCGUCACCAUGGUCUUCGCUGUCCUCGGUUUCCUCUCUCCUUCCAACCGGGGUGGGCUCAUGACGGCCAUGUUGUUUGUGUGGGUUUUCAUGGGACUCUUCGCUGGUUACUCUGCUGCCCGGAUUUACAAGAUGUUCAAAGGAACGGAGUGGAAGAAAAUCGCACUCCAGACUGCAUUCCUGUUCCCUGGCCUCGUGUUUGGUGUCUUCUUCGUGCUCAAUGCUCUCAUCUGGGGUCAGAGAUCUUCAGGUGCAGUGCCGUUCGGGACAAUGUUCGCAUUGGUCUUCCUCUGGUUCGGAAUCUCAGUCCCGCUCGUCGUCGUGGGGAGCUACGUGGGCUUCAAGAAGCCAGCAAUUGAAAACCCGGUGAAGACGAACAAAAUACCUAGGCAGAUCCCGGAGCAGCCAUGGUACAUGAACCCCAUCUUCUCCAUUCUGAUCGGAGGCAUCCUACCGUUUGGAGCUGUCUUCAUCGAGCUCUUCUUCAUCCUGACCUCGAUCUGGCUGAACCAGUUCUACUACAUCUUCGGAUUCCUCUUCAUCGUCUUCAUCAUCCUCCUCAUCACCUGCGCGGAGAUAACCAUCGUGCUCUGCUACUUCCAGCUGUGCAGCGAGGACUACCUCUGGUGGUGGAGGUCGUACCUCACGUCCGGAUCCUCAGCGCUCUACCUCUUCCUCUACGCAACCUUCUACUUCUUCACGAAGCUCGAGAUCACGAAGCCCGUCUCCGGCGCCCUCUACUUCGGGUACAUGCUGCUCGCUUCAUAUUCGUUCUUCGUUGUCACCGGCACCAUUGGAUUCUAUGCGUGCUUCGUCUUCACCAGGCUGAUUUAUUCUUCUGUCAAGAUUGAUUGAUUGAGCUGUAUACAGGGCUUCCAUAUUUUGCAAACUUGUUGAGGGAAAUCUGUAUUAGUUAUUGUAAAAGUUCAUAUUUCAAAUUCUUUACUAUUGGAGUCAUCUUUGUAGCAAGAAUGAAGAACUGCACUACCUUUUGUUGAUCAGAUAAUGGAAAACGUGCUACUAAGACUAUAUUAUUAUAUGCUAUA
Salvia hispanica is the source of this 2223-nucleotide messenger RNA. RefSeq names its product transmembrane 9 superfamily member 8-like. Gene Ontology annotation, cellular component: membrane. NCBI's taxonomy places the organism in Eukaryota, Viridiplantae, Streptophyta, Magnoliopsida, Lamiales, Lamiaceae. The record is from RefSeq and is a predicted model, not a curated record. Gene Ontology annotation, biological process: protein localization to membrane.